UCAGUAUGUAUGGGACCCGGGCUCCAGCUGGCAUGGGGUGUUAGGGGCUUUGCUCGGGUGUAAUAAAGUCCUCCGUAAGGCACACCUUUAAGCACACGGCUACCUCAAGGAGCUACAUUACAAGUCAUUGCACUGACCUACAGGAGGUGGCAGACAGACAGACAGACACCCGGGACUGCUUUGAUUGACACAGAGCCCUUUAACUCGCGAACCCCCGUUUUCACUCGGAUAAGUGGAGCAGGUUAAGGCUCAUGGAGUGAUCGGAUGUGCCGGUGCGGUGAGUGCACUGCGGGCAGCGCUAGUGGCCGGGUCCCGAUGACACUGAGCACUUCUGCCGGGGACAGCAAGGCAGGAAGCGGUGAAUUCUGCGCGUGUUGCGGCGUGAAAAUGAUACCUCACUUUUCGGAGAAUGCUGUAAUAUCUCAAAACACCAUCAACCAGCUCAUCAGUGAAAGUUUCCUGACGGUAAAAGGCGCAGCACUCUUCCUCCCGCGUGGAAAUGGAUCGUCUACCCCAAGAAUCAGCCAUAGACGCAACAAACAUGCAGGGGAUCUCCAACAGCACCUGCAGGCCAUGUUUACACUCCUCCGCCCUGAGGACAACAUCCGGCUGGCCGUGAAGUUGGAAAGCACCUGUCAGAACCGCACACGUUACAUGGUCGUCGUUUCUACCAAUGGAAGACAAGACACGGAGGAGAGCAUCGUUCUAGGGAUUGACUUCGCUUACAACGACAGCAGUACGUGCACAAUGGGACUUGUUCUUCCUCUGUGGAGCGAUACUCUCAUUCAUUUGGAUGGCGAUGGGGGGUUUAGUGUUUCAACUGAUAACAGAAUUCACGUAUUCAAGCCGGUAUCCGUUCAAGCCAUGUGGUCCGCACUGCAAAGUUUGCACAAGGCCUGCGAGGUAGCCCGUGCUAACAACUACUACCCCGGCAGCCUCUUCCUCACGUGGGUUAGUUACUAUGAGAGCCACAUCAACUCCGAUCAGCUAUCCGUCAAUGAAUGGAACGCAAUGCAAGAUGUCCAGUCCCACCGCUCGGACUCACCGGUGCUCUUUACAGACGUGCCGACAGAACGUGAACGCACAGAGCGUUUAAUUAAAAUUAAAUUACGAGAAAUCAUGAUGCAAAAAGACCUGGAAAAUAUUACGUCUAAGCAGAUACGGACGGAGCUGGAGAUGCAGAUGGUGUGUAACCUGAGGGAGUUUAAAGAGUUUAUUGACAACGAAAUGAUUGUGAUCUUGGGCCAGAUGGAUAGCCCCACGGAAAUCUUCGACCACGUGUACUUGGGUUCAGAGUGGAAUGCUUCAAAUCUUGAAGACUUGCAAAACAGGGGGGUUAGGUACAUCUUGAAUGUGACGCGUGAAAUUGAUAACUUCUUCCCAGGAGUCUUUGAGUAUCACAAUAUACGAGUGUAUGAUGAGGAAGAAACGGACCUUCUAGCGUUUUGGAAUGACACCUACAAGUUCAUCUCUAAGGCAAAAAAGCACGGUGCUAAAUGCCUUGUGCACUGCAAAAUGGGGGUCAGCCGAUCGGCUUCCACUGUGAUUGCGUACGCCAUGAAAGAAUAUGGUUGGAACCUGGACAGAGCUUUUGAUUAUGUGAAGGAGAGACGUACUGUUACCAAACCCAACCCCAGUUUCAUGAGGCAGCUUGAGGAAUAUCAAGGCAUUCUGCUCGCCAGCAAGCAGAGACACAACAAGUUGUGGCGUUCUCACUCCGAAAGCGACCUGUCAGACCAUCAUGAACCCAUUGGGAAAACUGGAAUGGAAGUGAAUAAAAAGGACAUCACAUCUUCAGCAGAGCAGCUCUCUGACAUGCAUCAUUCCUUUUCUCAGACUGAAAACCAGAAUGUUGAUUUCCCAGCUAACAGCACUUUGUGUAAUAAAUCCCGAGCACGUUAUGAGUUUACGCCCUGUGACUUCCACGCUGGACAAAUAGAGGACAUCUUAAAUCUCAACACCAUGAAUGGAUGCCCUGCACGCUGCUGCUCUGAGGAAUCCCAGUUUCUUGACAAUUGCAGAACCGAAAUCACGCUAAAUGAUUUGACGCAGCAUGCGGAGUCCUAUAAUGACCCACCUGAAAUCCCUGAACUGACUCUAGAGGACAUGGAGAAAGAUGCAUUGAAGAAUGAGGUAAACUGCCAUCUUUUGCCCAUGGAAGAACUUGAAGCAGAUCUGAGAGACUUACCAGAGUCCCCUGACCAAAUAUUCCUAACUUCACAGUCUGAGGAUAUGAGUGCAGACAGGAUUGAUUUCCUUAGCGCACUGGAAAAGUUUGUGGAACUAUCUCAGGAGAAUCGGUCCCGCGCAUGCUGCGCCACCCGGGUGGACGAGCAAACAACCAGCGUCAAGAAUGGUGUCUUAAAAGGUUCCUGGCCCGAGACAUCCUUAAACGAAAGCCCAGAAGACAACACAAGGCUGAGUUCUGAUGGAAAUACACCACAAGGCUCCGAAGAGUCCUCUACUGAUGAGGAUCAGCUGAAGGAGGUUUCUGGACAGACAGACCAAGAUAACAUUCUGAAACCACACACUGAAAAUGCAAUAUCUGUGAAGGAGAUUAUUACAGAGCUUGAGUCGUUUAACCAGGGAGUAGGUCAGUGCCAACAGAAAUCAGACAAUCUGCCCAGCCAAGCACAAACACCAAAGAGAAACACAAUCCACGAGCUGCCAGUCGAAUCUGCCUGUGAUCUGGAAUCAAACUUUAAACAGGAACAGAGCGAGGGGCGCCCAGCGCAACACGACAAGUCAAAAGACCCAAAAUGUCCAAGCCGGGAACGUAAGCAGACUUGCCAGGAAAGUUGUGAAAUAUAUGAUGCGAGUGAGCAUCAAGAACUCUCAGGCCCAGCACCCAAGUGGUGUUCCGGCUCUGUCCGGAGAGCCACAAUGGAGUUCGAGGAACGCUUAAGACAGGAACAGGAACAGCAACACGUCGUGUCCGUGCCAACGAGGAAGAACUCAAAAAAUGAUUCGGUUUGCGAUGCUGCUCCAAAGGGAAAGCUUGAAGAAACUUCAUUUGACGCCAUACAUGGAGAUCAUGAAAGGGAAAGGAAGGUCAAAAUAAAAAUCUCUGAGUCGGAGACCACGGAACCUCAAAGAGCUGAGCCAUCCACAGAUUUAUUAUCCAAUCGAUUGCCUGACAUGCAUUCUGUGCAAUUCAAAAACGAGUACCCCUUUUCAGAAGUUUCACUAAAAACAAAAGAGAUUGCAAAAGAAGAUGGGACGCUCCCGCUUGAAUCCCCGGAAAAAAGUGAGCCAACGCAACUUCCAAAGAGCCCAGAAAUGGAGUGCAACAAGGGUGCUAGAUCUUCAGAUGACAAUGACAAUGAUAUUAACACUCGCGAAGCUAACUGUGGACAGGAGAUUCUAGCAAAUAAAACUUGUAAUCUUUAUGCAGAAACAUCUUUAGAUGUUUGCUCAAAUGUGUUAGACCACUCUUCUGCACAUGUGGAGAAUAUUUCUUUGUCCAGUAGCUUUCAUCUGGGAUUACCAGUUAUGUCCUCUUCAAAUGGGAGUCCUUGCGAAGAUGACAUCAGUAUCACGAACACAGGAAAAAAUACUCUUCCAGAUCCAGAUACAUGUUUGAUCAGCCCCCAUUACCAGGGUACUCCGUGCUCUUUCACCUUAGAGGGGGUCACUGAAGAAUGCUCCAAUAUAGAUGAGGAUCUAGGUGAUAUGUUGAAUUGCACAGUCCAUUAUCGUAACGAUGGGUAUGAGGAACUUGGUGAAUUACACAGGGAAACUGACAGUGCCUUGUCUCAGCUCAGUAGUGAAGACCUCAGCUUAAUUAACAAGCUUACAGAAAAUAUACGAGAGUUACAAGAAGUUCUAGAUGUUUCAUUUGGCCUUCCCCAUAGCGCAAGUAGUGACAGCAUCAAAGACAUGAGUAACAACCCUGGGGUUGUUAAGCAGAGAGCUAAAGAAAUAGAGGCACGAAUUCGGCAAGCAGGUCUUACCACUCCGUCCCAGAUGAAACGCUCUGCCUCUCUUGCAAAGCUAGGCUGUUUGGAACUUUCUAAAGACGAUUUGUCUGAGAGGGAAUCCGUUUCAUCUGAUCUCCAAACUUAUCCUGACCUGCUUCAGUCCUCCCUUCAUAUUGUGCCAGGAAACUUUCACGUGACUUCGGAGAUCAAAUCGGAAGACCCACCAGAAAAACUCUGUAUCAUCUCUAUACAAGCUUCUUCGGAACCAGAGCCAACUAAACAUUUUGUUGAACAGAUAAAAACUGAAGAGCGUGUAGCGCAAAGCAAACCGGUGGAAAAGCCUCUUGUGCAGUAUGCCAAAGAGUUUGGUUCAGCUCAGCAGGGUUUAUCUUCUAGUACUGAAUUAACAGCCUCACAGGAACACCUUCCCCAACCUGUGCUACUAGAUGCCUCCACGCCGCUGGUCACAGUGUCCCCCAGGCAUGAACAUGGUAGAACUCAUCCCUUGAGGAGGCUUAAAAAGACCAGUGAGAAGAAGAGGACAACCAAUCCACUGUACAACACCAUGUGAUCUUUUGGACUUGUUAUGCAUUGUUCUUACAAAGGGGCAGGUGUAAUAUGAGAGGAACGUGCACUUUAUUGGUUAAUUUUUAUAUAUUUUGACAUUGUUUUACUGUUCCUGAUGCAUGUAAGGUAUGGGUUCCCCUUUUCUCCUCCUUCCCUUUGUACGUGACUCCUGAUUGCACACGUCGGUGUACAUAUAUAUAAAUAUAUAAAUACAUGUUCUUGUUUUUAAUCUUCGAAAACCUCAAAUUUGUUUUUAAAAAAGACGUUUUAGUAAAAGAAGGUGGCUGACUCUAGUUUGUCCUACUCUGAGUGGCAGUUUCAAUGCUGUGGGGGCCCAGCACACCUUCGGAUGCAAUGCGUCUCAGGGGUCUCCCCCAAAACUGCUCCGCACUGCCAAAAGGCAGACUGUUCCCUGAUCUAUACAGCAACUGUGAAAGCAAAAUGUUUAACACCUCUCGGAGGUUUAGCAGUCAGUUUGCUGGUGCUGCGGUGUCCUGCAGUCGCCAUUUCUGUUGUACAUAACGUUUUUAUUUUUACAGCUUUAAGUUAUUUUAGAGUUCCUCAUAUACCUGUUUUUAAGAGUCUUUAUUUUGAUAGUGUUUAUAUCCCUGGAUCGACUAGAAGUUUCUGCAU
This is a messenger RNA of Spea bombifrons (plains spadefoot toad), 5120 nucleotides long. RefSeq names its product slingshot protein phosphatase 2 (gene SSH2). The record is from RefSeq and is a predicted model, not a curated record. Gene Ontology annotation, molecular function: actin binding; protein tyrosine/serine/threonine phosphatase activity. Gene Ontology annotation, cellular component: cytoplasm. The transcript has 14 exons. Gene Ontology annotation, biological process: protein dephosphorylation; negative regulation of actin filament polymerization; actin cytoskeleton organization. NCBI's taxonomy places the organism in Eukaryota, Metazoa, Chordata, Amphibia, Anura, Pelobatidae. The coding region runs from base 265 to 4491 and encodes 1408 amino acids.